Messenger RNA from Dentiscutata erythropus, 720 nucleotides. The record is from the annotation of a GenBank genome assembly. Lineage: Eukaryota; Fungi; Glomeromycota; Glomeromycetes; Diversisporales; Gigasporaceae.
AUGCCGUGCUACACUGAUAUGAUCGUGAGAGUUAAGUUUGUUCGUCAAGGGGAAAAGAGCACGUGGGCUAUUGGUGCUUAUCCGGUUGGGCGUGAAGAUAGUGAAAUUGAAUUGGUUUUAUUUGUCCCAUCGAAUUCUGAUGGCUAUAACUUGGAGACUUACGCUGUGCUCAAGAAAGAUGGUAUCUAUUCUGUCAGAGUUUCAACGUGUAUGGGUAUUCCUAAUAAGGGGGAUAAAUUUAACAAAUGCCCAUUGAAAGUUACUUUGGUGGGCAUUCCCCAAGAGUUACCUCAAGUUUUUGAUAAUGAUUUUUAUGUAUAUGUAAAAGAUAUCAACUAUGUUAACACUCAUUUUUCUUCUAAGCUUGGUGCCUUUGAUAGUAGUGAUUUGAAUAAUUCUUCUGAUACUGUCAAUUUGACAUUGGGCACAACUCUUGUCUGGGUAUCAAAUGAUGCAGGUAGUAAGUCUAAGCAUGGAUCUUUGGUACUGGAUAAUAAUUCUUCUUCUAAGAAAACAAAAGUGGAAUGUUCUGAAGAUUUUACUUCUGAUAUCGAUAAUGUUGAUAACUAUGCUUCUAAGCUUGACGAAGUCAUAGAUGUGGAUGAAGUUUUUCAGAGUAAUGAGACUCAAAGUGGUGUUAAAAAGAGAGAGGUAAAAGAAAUUCUCAUGGUAAUAAGAGAGAAGGUGGUUGUACUAGUAGGUCUUCUUGUAGUAAUUUGA